Messenger RNA from Condylostylus longicornis, 2333 nucleotides. RefSeq names its product Y+L amino acid transporter 2 (gene mnd). The transcript is spliced from 6 exons. Gene Ontology annotation, molecular function: L-amino acid transmembrane transporter activity. The record is from RefSeq and is a predicted model, not a curated record. NCBI's taxonomy places the organism in Eukaryota, Metazoa, Arthropoda, Insecta, Diptera, Dolichopodidae. Gene Ontology annotation, biological process: amino acid transmembrane transport. Gene Ontology annotation, cellular component: membrane. Bases 308 to 1855 code for a protein of 515 amino acids.
UAAAAUACUAUAAACAUAUCUUAAUAUAAGAAAGAAAUACACAAAAAUAAAACAAUGACUUACAAAAUAUCAUGACAAUAAUGAAAAAUAAUAAAACCUUCAAGAAAAUUAAUAAAAAUCGAACAAAUUAAAACAGUAUAAGAAUACAAUUUUAAAUAAAAUAAUUAAGAAAAACAAAAACUAUCUAAGUAAUUAUAAUAAAAACUAAUAAUUAUUUUAAAAUUAUUAAAUAAAAAUAUUGAGAAUUUAUUUAAGAAAUAUACUUAAGUACAAUAAAUUUUAUUAAAAAAAAGAAAAUUUUAAAAGAAUGGCUCGUGUUGGUGCCAGUGAUAAUUUACAACCAAAAUCUAGUUUUGAUAUACAAAUGACACAAUCAACCAAAGGAAAUAAUAAUGAAAAUAGUAGUGGUGGUGAAGGUGGCAGUUGUGAAAGUUCUAGUGGUGAUAACAGCAGUUCUAAUGGAAUAAAAUUAAAAAAAGAAAUUUCAUUAUUAGAUGGUGUUGCAAUUAUUGUUGGUGUUAUAGUUGGAUCUGGUAUAUUUGUUAGUCCAAAAGGUGUUUUAAUACAUUCCGGUUCAAUAUUACAAUCAAUAAUUGUAUGGAUAUUAUCUGGUAUAUUAAGUUUAGUUGGUGCCUUAUGUUAUGCUGAAUUAGGAACUAUGAUACCAAAAUCUGGAGGAGAUUAUGCUUAUAUUGAUGUGGCAUUUGGUCCUUUACCAGCAUUUCUAUAUUUAUGGGUUGCUUUAUUAAUUCUUAUUCCAACUGGAAAUGCAAUUACAGCAUUAACUUUUGCACAAUAUCUUUUACAACCAUUUUGGCCAUCAUGUGAAGCACCAGUUGAAGCGGUUCAAUUAUUAGCUGCAGUAAUAACAUGCUUUUUAACGAUGGUCAACUGUUAUAAUGUUAAAUGGGUAACCAGAAUAACAGAUAUUUUUACAGGAACAAAAAUUUUAGCACUUUUAAUAAUCGUUGGAGCUGGUGCUUAUUAUUUAUUUACUGGUAAUACUGAAAAAUGGGAUUAUCCAUUAGAAGGCUCACAACUUUCACCAGGCUUUAUUGCAUUAGCUUUUUAUAAUGGUUUAUUUUCAUAUUCUGGUUGGAAUUAUUUGAAUUAUGUCACAGAAGAAUUAAAAGAUCCGUACAAAAAUCUGCCGAGAGCAAUCUGUAUAUCAUUACCAUUAGUUACAACAAUUUAUGUUGUAACAAAUAUUGCAUAUUUCUCAGUAUUGACACCUGAUGAAAUUUUAUCAUCAGAAGCAGUUGCUGUAACGUUUGGAGACAAAAUGCUUGGUUUUAUGGCAUGGUUGAUGCCAUUUUUUGUUGCAUGUUCAACUUUCGGUGCUCUUAAUGGUGCUAUUUUUGGUGCUUCCCGUUUACUUUUCGUUGGAGCUAGAAAUGGUCAUUUACCGGCAGCGAUAUCUUUAAUUAAUGUAAAAUUCUUGACGCCAAUUCCAUCAUUAUUAUUUUUGGGUGUUGUUACUUUGAUUUUACUAUUCAUCCGAGAUAUGUAUGCCUUAAUAAAUUAUGUACAAUUCGUAGAAGCAUUUUUCACUUUUAUGUCAAUUUCGGGAUUACUGUGGUUAAGGAAAAAGAAUCCAGAUAGUAAUAGACCUAUAAAAGUUAAUUUAUCAUUACCAAUAUUAUAUUUGAUAAUAUGUGGAUUUUUAAUGAUAUCAUCCAUAUACGUAUCACCAAUGGAAGUUGGAAUUGGUUCAGCUAUAAUUGUAUCUGGUAUACCAAUUUAUUACUUAACAAUAUAUAGGCCAGUUGAAGUUCUGACAUCUAUGUCACAAAAAUUGAAUAUCUGGUGUUCAAAAUUCUUUUUAUGUAUGCCAAAUCAAGAGAAAAUCGAUUAAUUAGAGAUUUUAAUAUAAAAGAAAAGACAUUUUUAUUAUUUAAUAGAAGUUAAGAUAUUUGUAUUUUUAUUACGUAAAUUGAUUAAGAAAUUAUUAAUUUAAGGACGAAAUUUAAAUUCAAUGAAGCUCUAAAUUUUAAAAUAAAAAUAGAAAUAUAUAUAUGUAUAUAUAUAUAUACAAUUUAAUAUUUGUAACAUAAUAUUAGUAUGCUAAAUAACAUUAAGUAUGUAUGUCGUUUCUAUAUAUAAACUAUAAAGUAGGAUUUUAUUUAAAUCUAAAAGUAAAUUUUUUUAAAGUCUGUGAUUGCUAACCAAACAAGUUUUUGUGUUUUUAUAACUUAUUUAAAUUCAAUACGUAACUUACAUAAUAAAAUUUUUUAAAUUAAUGGCUUUACGAUGAUCGACAAAGCGAAUUAAUAAACUAAUGAAAUUAGCUUGACGAAUUAAACAGCAUUUCAAAUAAUAAUCGACGAAUGAUU